AAAGAUGCUGUCAUCAAGUAUGGUACAAAUUUUCGUAAAAUAUCAGCUGCAUUAAUGCCUAAUAGAUCCACUGUUCAGCUUCAUGAUCGUUAUCAAACACUAACUAUCAAUCAAAUUGAAAACUGGAAUUUAUGGACAUUUGAAGAAGACACAAAAUUACUUAAUCUUUUUGAGAAUAUUGGUCCAAAUUGGUCUAUGAUAGCUAAACAAUUUUCAUGUAAAAAUAGAACUCAAUUAAGACAUAGAUAUAAAGCUUUACAAAAAUAUAUUAAAAGAGGUGUCUCCUUAUUUGAAUUACAUAAACAUCAUUUUUAUGAAGAAAAUGAAAAAGAAAAAGAACAAAAAAAAGAAGAGUCUUUUAAGGAUAUUUUUAAAUCUAGUAAUAAUAUUGAUAGUAAUGAUUAUGACAAUGAUUUGGAUAAAAAAUUAAUUGAAUAUUUUCAUACAAGGCAUAAAAUAGAAAAAUUGAUACAUAAAUGCAAAUUUCGUAAUAUGGAGAAAUUGCAAUAUAAUACAACAAAUUUAUAUAAUAUUUUACAAGUAUUAAAUGCCAAACUUUAUAUACCAAAUGAUAUCAGUGACAUAAAAUUAAAUGAUAGGGAUCAAGAACUAUUAUAUUCAUUAAGAGAUUUUAUAAAAUUAAAAAAUGAUAAAAAAAAGUACUUUGAAACGAUAAACAAAUAUAUAUCACGCAUGUUUGGUAUGAAUGAAACUAAAGAUUCACAUUUUGUACCUCCACCCCCUUUUGAUUCACAGAUAAAAUUAAAAAAAUCAAAAAAAAGUCAAUGUAUUGAUUAUAAUUUAAAUGCGAAAAAUAAUUUUUUGCUUGAAAAACCUACAAAUUUUAAUACUCCAGAUAUUGUAAUUUCCUAUAUUGGUGGCAAUGAAGAGGAAUUACAAUUUCAAAAACUUAGUCGUUUAUUUGAAAUUAAUAAUGCAAGAUAUGAACAAAUAUUUAAAACUCAAAACUGUUCUAAAUUUCCAACAAAAAUGCUGUUACAAGGACAUACUAAUAAUGAUAGUGAUAAAAAGAAUUCAACAAAUGAUAGAUUAUCAGAAAAAGUGGAAUCAAUUACUCUUUUUGACAUUGAUACAUCUCUUGAAAAUAAUAAUGUAAAAACAUGAUACAUCUAUGAUAUAUGCUAGUCAUGCAACUUUAUCAAGUUUCAAAAAUUUAAUGUAUUUGAAACGAUUAAAUGAAAAAUAUAAUCCUAAUAGAUUUUUUAUACAAU
Messenger RNA from Apis florea (little honeybee), 1232 nucleotides. RefSeq names its product proximal sequence element A Pbp95 (gene Pbp95). Gene Ontology annotation, cellular component: snRNA-activating protein complex. Lineage: Eukaryota; Metazoa; Arthropoda; Insecta; Hymenoptera; Apidae. The record is from RefSeq and is a predicted model, not a curated record. Gene Ontology annotation, molecular function: RNA polymerase III type 3 promoter sequence-specific DNA binding; RNA polymerase II cis-regulatory region sequence-specific DNA binding. Gene Ontology annotation, biological process: snRNA transcription by RNA polymerase II; snRNA transcription by RNA polymerase III.